AUGCAGUAAAAAUACGUCUACUCUGGCAAUGUAUUUUGGAACUUCUUGAAAGGAGUUUUAUUUACUAACGAAAGAGGAACACACAUCGUUGCUCCGUUUAGAUCUCCUAACAAGCUUUUUGUGUGGCGUAAUACCCAACUAGACGGCUAUAAAAUCACUGAUGAUUUCUAGGAUAAACCAACUGAUCUUAGCAAUUAUUUGUUCAUUAGAACCAGAGAAAGAUUGCUUCUUCUCAACAGAGUCUAUGCCCCACACAAAGUUCUUUCAAAAGGAAAAAAUAACUCAUAUUAAGAGCAAUACUCUACUCAAUCUUUAAGAGAAGUAGAGGAAGAUCUGGCCAAACAUCUCCCAAAUCUUGAAAGAUUAAUUAAAAUAUUAAACCCAGAGAAAAAUAAUCUCCCCGUUGCAUUCGCUUCAAAUGCUCUUUAUAUUCUUGAGAAAAAUGGAUUAGGAAACAGAGAGGAAUAUGAGAGAGUACUUUUGCCAGUUCUAAGAUAGAAGAUCCAGCAUAUUCAUGCUGAAGGUGUUUCAUAAAGUGUUUGGGCUUUGGCAAACGCUCAAAUUUGGGAUGAAUAAUUAUGGGGUUCAUUGAAAUAAUUAGCUAUUGAAAAGACAUUUGAUUAUUAAGUUGUUAAGAAUGAAAGAUGGAGUGCUACUCAUUUCCAAACUCCCUCAACCUUAGAUCACAUGUAUCAAUCUGCUUACAACUCAUAAACAAAUCAAAUGUUCUUUGGAGAUAAAUUGAACUUUUUCGAGUUAUACAGUGGAUUACAAUUGGCUCAUUCAGCAAACCCAGCUCUUGGCCUUGGAGAUACAGUCAAAUAAUUAGAGCAAAAAUACUCUCACCUUCUUACUCACAAUAGUGUAUACAGAGCCUUAGAAGACACCCAGAGAGAACUCGAAGCCUAAAGUGUACCCGCAACCAAGGAAGCACACAACGCUUGA
This is a messenger RNA of Stylonychia lemnae, 945 nucleotides long. The record is from the annotation of a GenBank genome assembly. Lineage: Eukaryota; Ciliophora; Spirotrichea; Sporadotrichida; Oxytrichidae.